AUGAUAUUCAAAAGUUUUGGUGUGGCGUUGGUCGUUGCUCUGGCAAUUGCGUCAGAAGUUCACACCGUCACCCAUACCAAUUACAUCUAUCCUCCUGGGUUCAAAGAACAAAUCGAUGCCAUCAUGAAGAACAACCCUUCAAAUGAAACCGCCGGGAUCCAGGUGAAGUUCGUGUACGAGGACACCCGAACUAUGCACGACCUGGCCACCUCCACCACACCCGCUGAACCAACAUAUGCUGAACCAAAUACAUACGUGCCUCCUUACGGAUCUCCACAGCUGCAGGCAUUUGAACCUACCCCAGAACUUCCCUCGACGACUCAAGCUCCUUGGUGGCAGAAUUGGAACUGGUUUGCUUCUCUGUCGGGAUCUACGCCAGUCGCACCGUUGCCAACUUUGUCAACGGUUGAACCCGUCUACAGCCCUUCGCAGGAACCGACAACGGGGGUCCCUAAUCCUUCUGAUGUGGAUUCUCCCACACUGAAAACCGUCGCAGACUUCAAGUUUGAAACCGUUUCAACUUCUUUGCCUCCUGAAAUACUGUCUAAUGCACCGCUACCUUCUACAAUCAUUGAGACUGACACCAAAACGCAAGUGAAUGGGCACACUGAGUAUUCUACGACCACAACCACUGCUCCGAUUCAACUGAAGUUCACCGAGAAGGUGAAGGAGUCAUCGCAACUGGUUGUUACCGAAUCUCUGCAACCUGCACCGGUAACUCAACGGAAGAAAGUGACUACUACUAAGGACGAAACAGCGACUGAAGUUGUUACCAAGACUACACGCCCCGUUACCUACGUUACGUCACAGAAGGUCACUGUUCGUACCAAAGCAGACGUGGUGCUGGUGGAGACCGUUACUAAUGAUGGCGUGGUGUCCACCUUCGAGCUGACUGUCGCUGAAACCGUUAUGGCAACUAACUGGAUCACCUACACCACCACGGCAACUGAGGGAAUCGAGAUGACGACCGAAAACGUGAUCACUUCGACGAAGGACGCUAAGACUAUCAACGAGACUUCGACAAUCACCCAAAAUCGGAUCUCUACAGCUCCGCCUAAGACAUCUUACCAGACUCACCUGAUAAUAUUUACCACUGCUGUUACUACGACGUCAACAUUGUUCUCGGCCACUACCGUUCCAACCACGACUUAUGUCGAGCCUUCGGAGACUCAUGUCAUCACGGUCACGCAAGAAAAUCCGUUAGUGACUCAGCCUGUGGUUACCUCUACCAUUGACAAAACCAUUGCCACUGAUACCUUCACGAAGAACGUUACUGUUACCCAAGCAAGCCAGGUAUUAUCUUUGACUACAAAGGGCUCUAACACUACUAAGCUGACUACUACGGAAUACCAAAAUACAACACUUACCUUGGGUUCGACCACCUUGAGCACCCGUGUGGCCAUUCUCAAUGCGACUGACGCGCUGUCUGCUUAUGAAACGACGUUGCCUGUGAUCGAUAGCUCCAGGGUCGGAAAUGAUCUGAACGUGUUGUCUGAGCCGUCAGAGACACCUCACUUCGUGACCACUCUGAUUCCCGUCAAUAUUACUGUCUCGAGGUAUUCCAAUGAGUCUGAUCUGGCUACUUCCAUUUCAACAUCAUAUAGCUUGACGACUUCGUUGGUGCAAGUGGAGUCCCUGGAGGAGCUGUCUGCAAGCAUUCUGAUUGCUGGUGAACCGUCUCUGUCUACCAGUGAGCUGUCGUCAACUGUCAUUGCUCAACACUCUUCGUUGGUACUGCUGUCUUUAAGCCUGUCACUGCUGCAGCUCAUAUCGACUUCACCAAGCGAAAGCGCCAAUUCCCCGGUAAAUAACGGUUACUCGGGUGAUUUAUUUGCAGCUGCCAUCGACACCGCCGACCCCCCUAGCGUGUUUUUCAGAGACGAGCUUCCUCUUGGUGUGCCUGUGGGUGUUGACAAUGGUGAUGCCCCAUUCCAAACCAAUAAGUUCUAUUCCAAUUUGUUUUUGGGACAACAAACUGACAUGGUGUUUUCGUGGCCGUACGGCUUGUUUUGGCGGAAGACUGACUACUACGGGUUUGGCAUUCAACACAAUGACCCUCUGAAGCAGGUGUUCGGAACUGGUAACAGCAAUAAUGCAGACACCCCUCUGUACUUUUAUAACCCGACGCAACAAGGUGAGCUUCUUUUCGCGGCUACUUCAUUCAGCGAGAACAAAAACAACAUGAGGGUGAAGAAUCAGCGGAUGAUGUCUGUAACGGUUGAAUUGGCUGCUGAUGCUGCGGACGAGACAAACUUCAUUGAGAUCCCUGUGGUUCAGGGUAUGGGUUUUGUCACCGCUAUCUACCAUGGUCUGUUAACUGCGUUGGUUAACUCAGUCAUUGGCGUUGAAACCUUCACCAGGGAAACUUCAGACGUCUUACCGAACAACGUCCAAAAGUACCGUGCUCUGUUGUUUACUGGUGUUGAUUGGUUGAUUUACGUCACCUUGCCCAAUGGUGUCUCCGACUUUGAGUUGACGGCUCUGGACCCCUAUAACCUCAAGGCUCUGGGCCUGGUUGAUGGCUUGAUCAUCCAAAUUGCCAAAGCUCCUACCGACUCAGGCUCGAAGCGCGAUGGUACAAAGGCUGAUGCUUACUUCGAUCAAGCUGCAGGAAUGUACGUGGAUGGUUGUGAUCUUGGUGGGUCUGUUAACGGCGCCUCAGCUACCUACUCCUUUGACUACUCCGUUAAGGGUGAAUCGCAGCUGCAAGCUCCUCUCGUGUUUGUGUUGCCCCAUCACGUUGCCUCGCUUCUGGGUGAAACGAGAAACUACGUCACCAGCUUGCAGUUAGCUCUGAGCACUAAAGGCAUGAUGACCGGUUUCUUGACUCCUCAAAUCAUAAUGCUGGAGUCGCUCAAUAGCGAGCUUGGGUUUUUGCCACAAGUUCAAGGUCAAUUGACUUACAGCCCUGACCAAUUGCUGCUUUUGGCCUCGGUUGCUAACGAAGAAAUUGCUGCGGAUAUUCCUGGUACCGUUCAAGGUAUGGGUUCCAACUACUUUUCGGGUAAGGUCUUGGACAAGUAUGCGUACAUUUUGUUGGUAAUUUCCGAUGUUUUGAAGGACGAUGAUGUUGCAAAAGCUACUCUUGAACAAGUCAAGAAAGCGUUCGAUCAGUUCCUCAACAACAAGCAAACCUACCCUUUGAUGUAUGACACUCGGUACAAGGGAGUUACCUCAUCUUCUGCCCAGGAAGGUGACACUGGUGCAGACUUUGGCUCCUCGUACUACAACGACCACCACUUCCACUAUGGUUACUUUGUGCACGCUGCUGCUAUCGUUGGUUACAUCGACAAGAAGUACGGAGGGUCCUGGGCUGAUGACAAUAAGGAAUGGGUUAACUCAUUAAUCAGAGAUGUGGCCAACCCACUGGACUCUGAUACAUUCUACCCACAAUUCCGGUCGUUUGACUGGUUUUCGGGUCAUUCGUGGGCUGCUGGCUUGUUCGCUUCCGGCGAUGGGAAGAAUCAAGAAUCUUCAUCUGAAGAUUACAACUUUUCCUACGGCAUGAAACUUUGGGGUCAAGUGAUUGGCGAUGGUGCUAUGGAAGCUCGGGGAGAUUUGAUGCUCGCCGUUACGAAGCGGUCGAUGAACGAUUACAUCUACUUUUCCGAUGGCAAUGACAUUGUUCCUACGGAAUACCAACCUAACCGGGUGGCAGGUAUUAUUUUCGAAAACAAAAUGGCGUACACCACAUUUUUCGGUGCCCCUGAUAAGAAUCCCGAAUACGUUCAUGGGAUUCACAUGAUCCCUUUGACUCCAGUGUCGCUGAUGAUCAGGGGAUCCACUUUCGUUGAACAGGAGUGGGAUAGCCAAAUUUCGACGUUCCUCGACAAUGUUGAUCUGGGCUGGACGGGUAUUUUGCGCCUCAACCAAGCGCUCUUCGAUCCCAAGUCUGCUUAUGAGUUUUUCUCCGACUCCAAUUGGAAUCCAAACCACUUGGAUAAUGGUAUGUCUCGCACUUGGUCGUUGGCAUUAUCGGCAGGGCUUGCCAACGCCGCAUGA
This is a messenger RNA of Diutina rugosa, 4002 nucleotides long. RefSeq names its product endo-1,3(4)-beta-glucanase (gene ENG1). The transcript has a single exon. The record is from RefSeq and is a predicted model, not a curated record. Gene Ontology annotation, cellular component: cell surface. NCBI's taxonomy places the organism in Eukaryota, Fungi, Ascomycota, Pichiomycetes, Serinales, Debaryomycetaceae. Gene Ontology annotation, molecular function: glucan endo-1,3-beta-D-glucosidase activity; endo-1,3(4)-beta-glucanase activity. Bases 1 to 4002 code for a protein of 1333 amino acids.